UGUUGCCAGGUAACCAAAAAGUCGUAUGUUUUUGUGCGAAUUACGAUCAUAAUCUUUACGAUCGUACAUUAAAAAAUAGACAAAUAAUAGUAUGAGUACGAUUUAAAUCGUAUAUCUGUCAACCCUGCUAGCAAGACAGCGACAAAAUCACGUUGCAUAACAAUGUAGCCCAAGCUUAUAUCUUAUGAAAUAUACGGAAGAGAUACGGACUUAGAAAAAACAGAAAUGUUGUUCUUUGUGGAAGUCAUUGAUGAAAUUCUAUGUAUUUUAGCCCGCAAACUUUCUUCAAACAAAAACAGCGCCAUCUAGUAUCGAGUUCUGUAAUUAUCUCUUUGUUUAUGGAUUUGAAGUAAGACCGCCACGCAUGCAAUACAUUAUGACUGGGGAUUCCCCUAUUCGUCGACGCUGAAUAUGAGGCGACGACAAUCACUGUCAAACGUGUUCACUAUUACUCUGACUCUGGUAACGUGACUUCCUGGUAACGUGUUAGGUAGGAAAAGCAGUAAAAAAGUGCAUAUUAAGGGAGCAGAUUUGAAAUAAUAUUUAUACUUAACAAGAAAUAAUUAAAGGUUCAAUGGGGAGACCUAAAGAUUUACGCAUAUGGGAGCACUACCGUACUUUACCAAACAAGUCUGUUUCUUGCAAGCUUUGUAAUAAGGUCUACAAAUUCAGUAAUGCUGCCAAAAUGCUUCAACAUCUUAUCACUUGUCCAAAAUCUCCAGAAACAUUAAAAGACUCUAUGAAACUUAUAAAAGAUAGCUCGUCCAAAACCAAAAUGUCUGGACUGUCAGAGAUAGAGACAAAUGAUUCUUUUAUAAGCCCCUCGUCGUCUGCUAACACUACAAUAAAUGCUGAGUUUCAAGACACCGAUGAUCAUAUAAAAACAGAAUUAGCGAGAGCUAUAUUUGUAACAGGGACGCCAUUAUCGAUGGUGCAACAUCCUUUAUGGAUACAAUUUUUCGAAAAAUUGCAACCAAAAUUUAAAAUACCUUCACGUAAAGCUUUAGCGACAAAAUACUUAGAUAAAAUAUAUAGAGAAAUGCGUUUUGAGUUAAAUGAGGAACUAAAUGCUUGUAGUUACUUACACCUUCAGUGCGAUGGCUGGUCUAAUUUAAGAAAUGAAGGAAUAAUAAACUUUCUUAUAUCAAAACCUCAACCUGCAUACGUUAAAAGUUUGAAUACAGAAAGUAAUCCUCACACUAGUGAAUACCUUAGCCAAGAAGUUGAAAAAGUAAUGAAAGUGUAUGGAGCAAAUAAGUUUCUUGUACUUAUUGGCGAUAACGCUAGAAAUAUACAAAAGGCAUUCGAAUUAACAAAACUCAAAUAUCCACAUGUUGUUCCUCUCGGUUGCUGUGCACAUAUCCUUAACUUGUUGUGCCAAGAUAUUGUAAAGAUACAAGAAGUAACUGUGUUUAUUAUGCAAGCCAUAAAUAUAAUAAAAACUGUUAAAAGGAGUCAACGAUUAAGUUCCUUGUUGAUAAAAUCAAGGCAGGGUGAAGAUUCUACACAAACACUAAAAUUGCCUUGUGCUACAAGAUGGGGAAGUCAUGUUACUUCGUUAAAAAGUUUGAAAGCAAAUAAGAUAGCUUUGCAAAUAUUAACAGUUAGAGAAGAUGUGGUAAUUUCAAGAGAUAUUAAAGAUUUAAUUCUAAGUGAUGAUUUCUGGACGAAGACAGGGGAAUGUAUAAGUAUUUUGGAACCAGUCACUGAAAGCAUAUUUUACUUAGAGAGCGACCAGAAUCGUUUGCAUCGCACAUACAUUACAUUUAGAGAUGUACAAGCUAAGAUACGUUUUGCAUUAAAUGAGAUUUCGACAUUGAGCGAAGAAAGCAAACAGCAGAUUCUAACAUCAGUAUCUUCAAGAUGCAAUAUGGCAAUGAGGCCAAUACAUUUUGCAGCAUAUAUUCUAGACCCCAGGACUCUAGGAGUCGAACUUACUCAAGAGGAAGAACUUAAGGGUAUGGAGUUUAUCUACAAUUUAAGCCAACACUUAAGUUUGUCAAAUGUAAUGGCAGAUUUGGCGUGUUAUAAAGCUAAAGAAAACUUUUGGGCCAGAGGAUUUGUAUGGAGCUCAUUAGAUAGCAUUGAGCCCCUAAUAUGGUGGAAAGGUAUUUGUGGUUCCACUGAGUUAAGCAAAGUAGCGAUUCGUAUUCUAUCAGCUCCCUGUACUUCGGCAGCCACUGAGCGUUCCUUUAGUAUCCAAGGCUACAUACAUAAUAACAAAAGAAAUCGACUUACAACUGAAAGAACUGAAAAAAUUUCAUUCAUUUGUUAUAACUGGAAUCUUAAACAUAAAGCUGAAUGCGAGGACAUUCAGUUUAAUGAAGAAAAUACCUUAGAAGCUUUCAUUGAGCAAGUAAAUGAACAUAACAGUUUAGACGAAAUAGAGCCUAUCGAACCUAUACAAUUCAUCGCUUGUAAUAACUCUGAAUCUGACAGUGAUUGACUGUAGUUUUACAUUUUACUUUCAUCUCUUUCUUAAUAAACUCAAAAUCAAAUUAAAAGUUUUUUAUUCUGUAGGCUGCAUAAUAAUAUUGUCUAUGUCCAGUAUAGUGGACGUCUUGCGGCUGAGAUGACGAUGAUGAAGUACAAAAUCAUAAACACCCAAAAAUUUGGGUGUUUAUGGGGUUUAAACCCAAUAAACCCAAAACACCCGGUUUUUACCCACCAGACUUUAAACCCACCCAGGUGGAUUGCCCAUC
Molecule: messenger RNA, 2702 nt
Organism: Galleria mellonella (greater wax moth)
Lineage: Eukaryota; Metazoa; Arthropoda; Insecta; Lepidoptera; Pyralidae
Exons: 2
Coding region: 575-2446 (623 amino acids)
Molecular function (GO): DNA binding; protein dimerization activity
Source: RefSeq, a predicted model, not a curated record